Messenger RNA from Motacilla alba alba, 2320 nucleotides. It is a transcript of the gene VAX2, whose product is annotated as ventral anterior homeobox 2. Gene Ontology annotation, molecular function: DNA binding; DNA-binding transcription factor activity, RNA polymerase II-specific. Bases 53 to 1024 code for a protein of 323 amino acids. NCBI's taxonomy places the organism in Eukaryota, Metazoa, Chordata, Aves, Passeriformes, Motacillidae. The record is from RefSeq and is a predicted model, not a curated record. Gene Ontology annotation, biological process: brain development; central nervous system development; neuron differentiation. The transcript is spliced from 4 exons.
GAGGGCGACAGGCGACAGGCGACGGCCCCCGGCGGUCCCCGGCCAUGGGGGGAUGAGCGAUGGAGGGGCCGAGCCCGGCGGGAGCCCCGUGCUGCUGGCCGAGCCCGCGGCCACCGGGCGGGCCCGGGAGAAGCUGCCGACCCGGGCGGAGCUGGAGAGCGCCCUGCGCGCCGGCGGCGGCAACGGCGGCGGCGGCGGAGCCGCCGGCGGCUUCAAGGACAUCCCGGGAACGUCGGCGGUCAGCCCCGGCUCCUCCAAGCAGUGCGCCCCGGACACCGAGAGCCCGUCGGGGACCGGCGAGGCGGAUUACUGCCGCCGCAUCCUGGUGCGAGAUGCCAAAGGGACGAUCCGGGAGAUCGUGCUGCCCAAGGGGCUGGACCUGGACCGGCCCAAGCGGACGCGGACGUCCUUCACGGCGGAGCAGCUCUACCGCCUGGAGCUGGAAUUCCAGCGCUGCCAGUACGUGGUGGGCCGGGAGAGGACGGAGCUAGCGCGGCAGCUCAACCUCUCCGAGACGCAGGUCAAGGUGUGGUUCCAGAACCGCCGCACGAAGCAGAAGAAGGACCAGAGCAGGGACUCUGAGAAACGCUCCUCCGGCACCUCCGAGUCCUUCGCCACCUGCAACAUCCUGCGGCUGCUGGAGCAAGGCCGCCUCCUGUCCGUGCCGGCCCCCCCGAGCCUCCUGUCCCCCCCUUCCAACCCCGUCCCUGUCGCCAGCCCCGCGGCCGGCCUGUCGCGGGGCCCCGCGUCGCCGGGGCUGGGCGGCGGCAGCAGCCCCCCGGCACCGCCGCCGCCUUUCGGCCUGCACGUCCCGUCUCUCGCCGCCUCCUCCUCCUCGUCCUCCUCGUCCUCGUCGCCGUCGCCGCGGCUGCCGGGGAGGCCGCUGUGUUUCGGGGCGCCGCCGCUGCUGGGCGGCCUGCACGAUCUGCCCGGCUCUUUCCCGCCCGGAGCGUCCGCGUUCGAGCCUUACACGCGGCUGGAGAGGAAGGACAGUUCUAUACCCGGCAAGAAGCCGAGCCCUUAAAAAAAAUACAACCCCCCCCAAAAAAAAAAAAAACCCAAAAAAAACAGUGUCAAAAAGUGUCACCUCCCCCCCGCCACCCCAAACCCAGAUCGUGUCCCCCCCCCCCCCCCCCACCUGGGAAUUCCCGCUGGGAAUGUGCGCCCCCGGGAAUGGCAGCUCCCCCCGGGCCGGUGGAGGCGCGGAUGUCACCAGGGUUGAGCUGGUGACACCCCGAGGUGUCCCCAAAGCCCCGCUCCGGGUAUCGGCGGGAGGGGACAGGAGCAGCGGGGGGUGGCGCUGGCCUGGGUGUCUCUUCUGAGGGGACAAAAGGGACAGCGCGAGGUGGCACCGGGCUCUGUCCCCGCGGUGUCCUCGGUGAAGCGCCGUGCCUCAGUUUCCCCGCCUGCGUUGGGCUGAGGUCCCCGCGGUGACCGCAGGGUCCCGGUGCUGCUCCCGCGGGGGGUUUUGUCCUCCGAGGGCGGCUCCGGUGGCCUGGGUGAUGUCCCCAGUUGUCGCCGUGCUGGGAACAAGCGGCUGCCGCCACCCUUGGGACACCCGCAGGCUCCUGCGGAGCCCAAACAUCGCCCUGUCCCUUUUUGGGGACACCCCAGCCUGGCCGACCCCACAGGGAUCCCCCCGAGGGGCCGUGGGUCACUGCCGCACCCCGCUGGGUGACACCUGGGGACAGCGGUGACAGCGGCACCUGCAAUGACCCCGCGCUGACAUUGGCACCCGCCACAGCCUGCUUGUCACCUGUCACAGCCAAGGUCCCUUCCCAGGUCCCGGGGGGUGACAGUGGCUUCCUGCGGGGCCACUCGGGCUCAGGGUGGGGUUGGGGACCAGGGGGACUUUGCAUGAGGUGGCCCUUGGGGACAGGGGCAGCUGCUGGGGGGUCACCUUGGCAGGACACCCUGGGGUGACAUCACCUUGUCCAGGUGUCCUGCGGUGUCACCACCUUGCCAGGACACCUUGGGGUGACAUCGCCAGGUACCCCGCGGUGUCACCACCUUGCCACAGGACACCCUGCGGUGUCACCACCCCACGGUGCCACCCCCCCCUCGCAGGGACACGGCUGUGACAGGACCAGGGGGACACCCCGAGCCCCCUCCCCACACCCAGGCCCUGCGCUGGGGGCUCCCCCCACACCCCCAAACCCGCUGCUGUUGAUUAAUUAAUCAAUUCAUGAAUUAUUAAUGAUAAUUAACACUGAGCAUCCCCCACCCUGGGCUGCCGCUCCCUGUGGGGCCACAUCCCCCCGGCCCCCGAAUUCCCAGGAUUUUGCAGGGAAAUAUUUAAAAUAAAAGAUUUUAUGAGAAA